This is a messenger RNA of Tarenaya hassleriana, 1352 nucleotides long. Its product is annotated as probable S-adenosylmethionine carrier 2, chloroplastic. Gene Ontology annotation, cellular component: mitochondrial inner membrane. The transcript is spliced from 12 exons. The record is from RefSeq and is a predicted model, not a curated record. NCBI's taxonomy places the organism in Eukaryota, Viridiplantae, Streptophyta, Magnoliopsida, Brassicales, Cleomaceae. Gene Ontology annotation, molecular function: S-adenosyl-L-methionine transmembrane transporter activity. Gene Ontology annotation, biological process: transmembrane transport. Bases 167 to 1144 code for a protein of 325 amino acids.
GUAUGGUUUUUGGAAAUGAAAAUGGGUUGAGUGCGUAAUGUAUGUACAGUCUUGGGGGGUUUUAGUAUAAUUUCUUCAAUUUUAGGGUUUGCCACGAAAAUCCCUCUAGUCUCUUAUCACUGAAUCUCGCUUUCUAUCGUUUUUUGAUCUUCAGUAGUUGGCGAAGAUGGAUCGCACCAUUGUUUCCAGAAAUGGAGAUUGUUCUCAGACGGCUUCUGAUGCUGUGGCAUUGACGAGGAUUAGUGAUCCUGAUCCUAUCAAGAAGCAAAUCAAUGCUUUUUCGGCAAUCAGCGUUAAGCAGGAUGACCCAUCCCGUUUCUUGAGUCUCUUUUAUGAGAGUGUGAUAGCUGGGGGGACAGCUGGCGUUAUUGUCGAAGCUGCCCUAUACCCAAUUGAUACGAUCAAAACUCGACUACAAGCAGCUCACGAUGGAGGAAAGAUCAUAUUGAAGGGUCUGUACUCUGGACUUGGUGGAAACCUUGUCGGUGUUUUACCCGCUUCGGCCAUAUUCAUCGGUGUAUAUGAACCAGCCAAGCAAAAACUGUUGAAGCUUUUACCCGAGAAUCUUAGUGCAUUUGCACAUCUGACUGCAGGUGCUUUGGGAGGUGCAUCAUCAUCUAUUGUUCGUGUACCAACAGAAGUUGUGAAACAACGGAUGCAAACCGGACAGUUUUCUUCGGCUUCUGAUGCUGUUUGUCAAAUUGUAGCCAAGGAAGGAUUCAGAGGUCUCUAUACGGGAUUUGGAUCCUUCUUGUUACGAGAUCUGCCUUUUGAUGCUGUCCAGUUUUGCGUGUAUGAGCAACUGCGAAUUGGAUACAAGCUGGCUGCUAGAAGGGAUCUAAACGGGCCGGAGAACGCAAUGCUUGGUGCCUUUGCGGGUGCUGUGACUGGAGCUCUUACCACUCCAUUUGACGUGAUCAAAACCCGGCUAAUGGUUCAGGGGGCAGGAAGCAAAUAUAAAGGGGUUUCGGAUUGCGUAAGGACGAUAGUAAGAGAGGAAGGAUCAUCAGCUCUGUGGAAGGGCAUCGGUCCAAGAAUACUGUGGAUUGGUGUCGGAGGCUCGAUUUUCUUCGGAGUUCUUGAAAAGACGAAGCAGAUUCUUUCGGAGAGGAAACGAGACAGUCAUAAGCUGAACUCUUCCUAAUCUAUAGAUUGCAGCUAUCAUCAUCAUCAUCAUCAUCAUCAUCAUCAUCAUCAUCAUGUCUUGUCCUACGGAUGGGUUCAUUUCGGGAAAAAAAGGAGAUCGAAAAAGAUCGAAAGUCCAUUUGACACGAGUUGAUGUUUUUGGUCUAAAUUGUAAUUGUGAAGAUGCUGAAUAAAAAUGUCAUCUACUUCUUUUGAUGAUAGGUUAA